This is a messenger RNA of Perkinsus marinus ATCC 50983, 2961 nucleotides long. RefSeq lists its product as hypothetical. Gene Ontology annotation, cellular component: 90S preribosome; t-UTP complex; small-subunit processome. NCBI's taxonomy places the organism in Eukaryota, Perkinsozoa, Perkinsida, Perkinsidae. Gene Ontology annotation, molecular function: RNA binding; protein binding. The record is from RefSeq and is a predicted model, not a curated record. The transcript has 19 exons. Bases 50 to 2515 code for a protein of 821 amino acids. Gene Ontology annotation, biological process: maturation of SSU-rRNA from tricistronic rRNA transcript (SSU-rRNA, 5.8S rRNA, LSU-rRNA).
AGUUGACUGUUGUUAUCAGUAGUAGUAACACCACAUUGGUUCUGUGGCGAUGGAGGUAUACGUAUCCCGACUCUUACAGCCGUCAGUGAGCGCCAUACACUCUCUGGCGUUCAGUGACAAGGAAGAUCUACUGGCAGUCGGGUUAUCCGAUGGCUCCAUACAGCUACUAUGUGCCAGUACUUGGGCGGUUAAGUGCGUCAUACCCGGGUGUGAAGGAGAAAGGUCAGUGAGACGACUGUGCUUCGUGGAAGGGCGCCUAUUCUCUACUGGAGUGCAUGGACAGGUGAACGAGUGGUCUACUGAUACCGGCAAAGAAAUGGGAUCAUAUCCAUCCAAUGGAGGAGCUAUAUGGGACAUGGCAGUAGAUGAAGAGAAGAAGCUCCUGGCCGUGUCUACUGAAAGCGGCGCCAUACCGAUAUACUCCUUGGGUCCGUCCGGUUCGACUACUCUGACCCGUCUGGGAGAACUCAAGGGGGAGUAUCAGGCAGCUAAGAAGAAGGGUGGUGGUGGUGGUGGUGGCAGUACCCGAGCUCUGUCGGUAUGCUUUGGCAUAGCCAAGGAUGGUGAUACCAGUUAUCGGACAGUAUACGCCGGCAAUGAUAGAGGAAUCAUCAGUGAAUGGCGACUCGAACUGAAGGGAGGGGAUGAUGGUUCUCUUUCUCUCGGCAACACCGUCUGCGUAUCGGACAGCAUGCGUAUCUUGCCACACACUAAUGUUGGUGGUGGUAUAUUGGUGUGGACCCUGAAGGCCUUAUCGAAUGAUAGGAUAGUAUCGGGUGACUCAUCGGGCUGCCUCACGGUUUGGGAUGUGGACAAACACGUUCAACUGCAAAGGAUACGGGAACAUCAGGCGGAUAUCCUCUGUAUGACUGUGAGAAGAAGCUCGGCGAACCACGACUUGGCUAUCUUUACCACUGGCGUCGAUGCCAAAAUAUCCAAGUUCGCUGAGACCACCAAUGGGGAGCUCAGUGUGAAGACUUCAUACUUCGUCAACCGUCGGGACGCCAACGCGAUUUCCCUCCACCCGCAACGGGAGAUUCUGGUCUGCGGUGGUAACGAUGGUCAACUCGUGAUCACUUCCACUAAGGCGCAGUUUACUCCUGUGAAGCUGCCUCAUUUCCACGGCCUAGCAUCCUCACCGGCUGGUGGCGGAGUUGUUCGUUGCAGCAGCUCGCGCAGAUUGGUGCUCACUGUAUGGCGGAACUCAAUGAAGAUAUGGUACAUACCUGAUGGGAAUUCUUCCGCUUCCAUAGCUGGAUCGAGCGAGUCCCUGGACAUGCUUACUAACGGUGUUGGGCUGGAUACUCCUACCCGAAUCAACAAGCCCAUCUGUUUGCAAGAGGUAGCCCUCAGCUCAGCUGCCCAUAUAGUGGCAUCGGACAUGACCAAUGAUGGGGAAGUGAUCGCUUGCUGCACAGCUGAUGGUGGAGUACGUAUUUUCUCCUUCGCUCUGGACGAGCUGGAGCUCUCGAAGUUGGCGGUCGUUGCGGACCUCACUAGUGUCACCGCCUUGUGCCUUGACCAAGUGUCUGAGGGGUCCACGAUUUGCUACGCUGCGGAUAGUGACACUGGGCGUAUUCAGCUUGUGGAUACCGCGGCUUCCCCCGUCGAGCAUAUCCCAUGGGGUUCUCCUUUCCGAGGCGUGGUUACUCGUAUGGCUCUGUCUCCUCUCAUGAAGAACGGCAGUAAGUGUUUGGUGGUGGCGGAUAGUUACGGUGAUGUUCACUGCAUGGGCAUAUCGAGUCGAAGCUCCGAGCCAACAUUCUGCCGAACCUGUUGUUUGCCCUCUCAUCGUCGCAGUAAAAAGGCUAAGCGUCGUAUCGGGGCCAUCGAAAACCGGAGCACUGGGAAGAUCUUUGCCACUUCGAUCACCUUCAGCACGGAUGGAAGUCUAUGCUUCGUCACAAGCAGCAGUUCGAUGCUAUACUGCUUCAAGAUCGGCCCUAAGACAUUCGACCUCCUCUGGCACGUCGAUAUUCGGUCGAAUAUCAACCAAGGUCACCGCCAGCACACUAAAGGAGCCGUGGCGGAAUCCCUCGUUGAGAUCCCCGGACAGAUCUUCCAUACUGUACAAGUGACUUCAGUCGAAGCCAAAACCAAACAGGGCUCACCAACCAGUGUCAAAGUUCUGCUAUUCGCUGACAGCCUAAUAUUAGCUGGCGAUAUCAAGUGCCGUGAGUCCCCUGUUUCAGCUGCCUUCACUGUGGUGAAGAGUCGCUUUUCUGAUGACACCGAGUCGAAACGGUGGAUGGGUUCACAUAUUCUAGGAUGUGCCCAGUUGGACGAGCGAGAUUGGUUGCAUGGUCUCACUGACACCCUUCCGAGUGGAGUUACCGAGGCAGGCACCUCCCCGAAGAAGUAUCGGCGGAGGGCCAACUCGACAGCAUCAGCGGAUGGUAGGGCGAGCGCUGUUGCAGGAGUGGACAGAUCUUUGGUUCUGUGCUCGGUGAUUGACCAGGCCGAUAUUGAUCAACAGCUUCCGCCUGCCUUCGAUCGAAAACGAUUCUACCGUUGAGAUCAUUCAAACGAGUUGUUGCGUCGCUCCGCUUUCCAUCAGAGCUUCUUGCGAGAUGAGCUGUGGUCAUCCUAACCGAAAUAUUACCAACGUAAAAGUCUUCUAUCUUCGAACUGUCGUCGUUUCUCCAUCAUCAUCAUCAUUCGGUUGAUACACUGUAUACGUUAGCCCUCUCGCCCGUCGUUGGUGAUGACGCCUUUCAACCACGUUAUCGAUCUCUGAGGAGACUUGUGCUGUCAAUACUCUUCAAUGAGGCUGUCUAUAGACACUUGUCGAGUGACUUUAGGUUGGCUACGAGGUCUCUGCUAUUACUGGCUUAUUGCCUGAGUUUAUAUCAUCUGUUAUGUGAUGAUUGGUGGUAACAACCAGUCAGUCGAAUCCAUAUAACGUCCGAACAUAUAUGUAUGUCUGUGAUUGCCCGAUAAGGCGAUCAGAAGUUUUUAUCG